Messenger RNA from Helianthus annuus (common sunflower), 1886 nucleotides. RefSeq names its product heparanase-like protein 3. The record is from RefSeq and is a predicted model, not a curated record. Gene Ontology annotation, molecular function: beta-glucuronidase activity. NCBI's taxonomy places the organism in Eukaryota, Viridiplantae, Streptophyta, Magnoliopsida, Asterales, Asteraceae. Bases 192 to 1850 code for a protein of 552 amino acids. Gene Ontology annotation, cellular component: membrane; plant-type cell wall. The transcript has 9 exons.
AACUUUCAUAGGACAGAAAUAUUGUGGAAUGAAUCAAAAUUAUUUAAUUUGAUUCGAUUGAUACGAAGUAAAAUGAGUUAGUAUAUAAACCUUGUUACACAAUACCACCCACUAAUAAUAUUAGUUCUAUCAACCCUCUCUCCCUCCCUCCCUCCCUCUCUCUCUCUUUCAAAGCUUUUUUAAAGUAGCCGAUGGCUAGCAAUCCGACAAAUCGACCAAAAAGGCGUGUGAUAGUUGAGAUCGGUUUACUAGUGGGAACGACGGGGCUAUGUUUGGUGUUGGUGAUGGUGUUGAUCCCGGGCUUAAAAAAGUUACUUUUACAAAAGGUUGGUUUUGGAGAGGGAAUGGUGCAUGUUAAUGGAACAAGUUCCAUUGGUUUGAUUGAUGAAGACUUCAUUUGUGCUACUUUGGAUUGGUGGCCACCUCAGAAAUGUGAUUAUGGAACUUGCAGCUGGGGAUCUUCUUCUAUCCUCAAUUUGGAUCUUAACGUUCCAGUCUUGUUAAACGCAAUUAGAGCCUUUUCUCCAUUGAAACUUAGACUAGGAGGCACUCUUCAAAACAGGGUGAUAUACCAAAGGCAAGGUGGUCAAGAACCAUGUUCCCAGUUCACCAAAACUAAUGAUGGGCUAAUGGGCUACACUCAAGGUUGCUUACCACUAUCUAGAUGGGAUGAGCUCAACACUUUUUUCCAAAACUCAAGAGCAAAGGUCAUAUUCGGGUUAAACGCGCUAUAUCAAAGAGAAGUAAAAACGAAUGGUGCGGUCAUAGGACCAUGGAACUCGAGCGACGCAGAAGCUUUGAUGAAAUACACCGUCGACAAGGGUUUCACGAUUCAUGGUUGGGAACUCGGAAACGAAUUGAGUGGGCGCGGGAUAGGAGCAAGCAUCGGUGCGGAUCAGUACGCGUCGGAUAUGGUUUCACUCCAAAACUUGGUGCAAAAAAUCUACAAGGCUUUUGAAGUGAAACCACUAGUUCUUGGACCAGGUGGAUUCUUUGAUGCAAAUUGGUUCAAUGAAUUUGUAAACAAAUCAAAAGAUUCACUUCAAGUAAUUACCCAACAUAUCUAUAAUCUUGGUCCAGGUGUUGACAAUCAUUUAGUUGAGAAAAUACUUAACCCCUCAUAUUUGGAUGGAGGAUCACAACCGUUUAGAGAUGUUCAAAACAUUUUGAAGAAAUCGAAAGCUUCAACGGUUGCUUGGGUAGGUGAAGCGGGUGGUGCUUAUAACAGCGGACAUAAUCACGUCACUAAUUCGUUUGUGUUUAGCUUUUGGUACUUGGAUCAACUGGGGAUGGCAGCAUCGUAUGAUACUAAAACGUAUUGUAGGCAAACGUUAAUAGGAGGUAACUAUGGGCUUCUUAACACCGACACAUAUGUUCCGAAUCCUGACUAUUACAGUGCCCUUCUUUGGCAUCGGCUGAUGGGACGACGUGUUCUAUCGACAAGUUUUCAAGGCACAAGAAUGAUCCGUUCAUACGCACAUUGUUCCAAACGUUCGAAUGGGAUGACUAUCUUACUGAUCAACCUCGACGGGAUUACAAAAACCGAAGUAGGUGUUACGAUUGAGAAUGAGACAAUAGCGGUGGCAUCAAAACGACAAAUAAAACAAACACACUCAUCCAAACUUCGCAACAAAGAGUUCACAAGAGAAGAGUAUCACCUAACAGCAAAAGAUGGGAAUUUAAACAGUCACACAGUACUUUUAAACGGAAAAGAAUUAACCGUAAAUUCUACCGGGAUCAUACCUUCGCUAGAUCCAGUCGAAGCAAACCUCCGCGACCCAAUCACUGUUGCUCCAUACUCCAUUGUAUUUGUUCAUAUACCCGGGAUACACAUUCAAGCUUGUACAUAAUGACAUGUUAGUAAAUUUUAUAUAUUUUGUUUGUCA